Messenger RNA from Petromyzon marinus (sea lamprey), 1443 nucleotides. RefSeq names its product olfactory receptor 10G3-like. The record is from RefSeq and is a predicted model, not a curated record. Gene Ontology annotation, biological process: G protein-coupled receptor signaling pathway; detection of chemical stimulus involved in sensory perception of smell. Gene Ontology annotation, molecular function: odorant binding; G protein-coupled receptor activity; olfactory receptor activity. NCBI's taxonomy places the organism in Eukaryota, Metazoa, Chordata, Hyperoartia, Petromyzontiformes, Petromyzontidae. Gene Ontology annotation, cellular component: membrane.
AAACACAAUCGACCUUCACCGUCCCGUUGCCCAGAUCCUUCGCUCCCCACCCCCCCCCCCACGAUCGUCAUGGACAACAACUCCACCACCUCCUCGACCUCAUCCGCCACCUCCGCGACCUUCGCCCCCGCGUCGCUGCUGGACGACCUCAUCUACGUCGACAUCGCCUUCCGCGAGCCGCGCGCCCUCAUGGCGUGCGCCUUCACCCUCGUCCUCCUCGCCUACGCCCUCGCCGCGGCGGGCAACUCGCUGCUCUGCGUCGUCGUCCUCCUCGACCGCCGCCUCCACCGGCCCCCGUACGCCCUCGCGUGCAUCCUGUCGCUCGUCGGAGUCGCCGAGACAACCGUCGCCCUGCCCCGCCUCCUCUACGACCUCUCGAGCCGCACCUCCAUCGCCGCGGGGGAGUGCCUCGCCCGCAUGUUCGUCUACCACACGCUCGUGCGCGCCCACGCCCUCGUGCUCGUCGCCAUGGCCGUCGACCGCUACCUCGCCGUGUGCCACCCUCUGCGCUACCGGGCCCUCGCCGCCGCCGUCGCCGCGUCCGCCCGGGCCUCGGGGGCCGCGUGGGCCGCCGCGGCCGCCGGCGGCUCGGCCGCGGCGAUCCAGGGCGCCGGCUACGUCGCCGUGGUCGCGCGCCUCCGGUUCUGCCGGGCGCGCGUCGUGCCCUCGUCCACGUGCGACUUCUCGGCCGUGCGCCGGCUCAUGUGCGGCGAGGUGGGCUACGAGGCGCCCGUCGUCUACGCCAACAUCCUCCUGGGCACAGCGCUGCCGCUGGGCGCCGUCGCGGCCUCCUACGCGCUCAUCCUCCGCGAGUGCCGCGGGCAGAGGCUCCCCGGCGGGCGCCGGAGGGCCCUGAGCACGUGCGUCACGCACCUGCUCCUCGUGCUCGUCUACUUCACGUCGAUCUUCUUCACGUUCGCCACGGGCCUCAGGCUGGGCGCGCCCACGUCCGGCGAGGGGGUGACCGCCCUCCAGACCGUCCAGUUCAUCCUGCCGCCCGCGCUGAACCCAGUCAUCUACGGGCUCAGGACGGCGGAGGUCAGGCGAGGGCUGGCGAGGUUGUUGCCAAGUAAAAUUUGGCCUAGCAAUUAGGGGCGUGGGGGAGGCAAUGUUGGCGGUCGUCGGUUGUUGUUUUAUUGUUGUUGUUGUGCAGACUUCCGCCCUCCCCAUCAACGUAAAAAAUAUUAAAUGAAACAUCGCUUCCUGUUGGUAGGCUCGAUGUGAAUCACACCGAAGGUUGAGAGGGUUCGUCCGAGCUGGCCACUGACCUUCAGCGUGGCCUGUGAAGAGCACCCAUUGGAAAUCCGCUUGCGAGUGAUUUGAGAGUCGGUGAAUUCCAGAGAAACGAUGACUAUAAUAAGUGUUUAGAACAGUGGUUCUUAACCUGGGGUCGUGCAGUGUAUAGCAUUGUCUCGUGUAGUAUAUAGCAUAGUGUGUAUUGUA